Messenger RNA from Dicentrarchus labrax (European seabass), 1701 nucleotides. Its product is annotated as fructose-1,6-bisphosphatase 1. Gene Ontology annotation, biological process: fructose 1,6-bisphosphate metabolic process; fructose metabolic process; gluconeogenesis. NCBI's taxonomy places the organism in Eukaryota, Metazoa, Chordata, Actinopteri, Moronidae. Bases 96 to 1115 code for a protein of 339 amino acids. Gene Ontology annotation, molecular function: fructose 1,6-bisphosphate 1-phosphatase activity. The transcript has 7 exons. Gene Ontology annotation, cellular component: cytosol; cytoplasm. The record is from RefSeq and is a predicted model, not a curated record.
CACUCCCUCCACUGAGUUCCGCGUUGCAGAGCAUUUAAGUCCUGCAGCAUUUCCUCCAACUUCUACUCUCAGGCUUCAGGAGAUCGUCUGUCAUCAUGUCCGACCGAGAAGCCUUCGACACCAACGUGGUCACCAUGACCCGGUUCGUCAUGGAGGAGGGCAGGAAGGCGAAAGGCACCGGAGAGCUUACAACGCUGCUGAACUCAAUGUGCACGGCGGUGAAGGCCAUCUCCUGCGCUGUGCGCAAAGCUGGGAUCGCCCACCUCUAUGGCAUUGCUGGCAGCACCAAUGUUACCGGUGACCAGGUGAAGAAGCUGGAUAUUCUGUCCAAUGAUCUGUUCAUCAACAUGAUCAAGUCAUCUUUUACCACCUGUGUGCUUAUUUCUGAAGAGAAUGAAAACGCCAUCAUUGUAGAGCCAGAAAUGAGGGGUAAAUACAUUGUGUGCUUUGAUCCUUUGGACGGCUCCUCCAACAUCGACUGUCUCGUCUCCAUCGGAACCAUCUUUGCCAUCUACAAAAAGAACACAGAUGAUGAGCCCUGUGAGAAGGACGCCCUGCAGCCUGGAAGGAACCUCGUGGCGGCAGGCUACGCCCUUUACGGCAGCGCCACCAUGAUGGUGAUCUCCACCGGCAACGGAGUCAACUGCUUCAUGCUCGACCCAGCAAUCGGUGAAUUUAUACUGGUUGAUCGGGACGUGAAGAUCAAGAAGCGAGGCAAGAUUUACAGCUUGAAUGAGGGUUACGCAAUGCACUUUGAACCCGCUGUAACAGAGUACCUGCAGAAGAAGAAGUUUCCUCAGGAUGGCACUGAGCCCUACAACGCCCGUUACAUCGGUUCCAUGGUGGCAGACGUCCACCGGACGCUGAUGUAUGGGGGCAUCUUUUUAUACCCAGGAAAUUUGAAGAACCCCAAAGGAAAGCUGCGGCUGCUGUACGAAGGCAACCCCAUGGCCUACAUCAUUGAGCAGGCGGGCGGCAUGGCCUCCACCGGCCUCGAGACCAUCCUGGACAUCCAGCCUGAUGACAUCCAUCAGCGGGCUCCCGUGGCUAUGGGCUCCCCCGAGGACGUCCUGGAGUACAUCGCCAUCUACAAGAAACAUGCCAAGAAGAAGUGAGAGUGCACCGACUCACUCUCACAACCUUCACUAUCCAGCAAAAAAACCUUGUAUCUCCACAAUGUCUGCUUUCACAGGACUCAGGAUGUCGGCCUCCUUUGAGCUUGAUGUAAAUGUAUUUUUGAUAAUGUCUUAUGGAGUUUGAAAUGGAUUAAAACAUUUUGGGGUGUUCUCAGUUAAAACACAAAAAUAACCAAAGUUGGAGUUACAAGGUUUUCAUGUCAUACCAGCAAUAUUUAUGUUUUAUUAAGCUGACGGAUGAUAGACAGAAGGUGGUUCAGUGGAAACAUGGAAGCUCUGGCUUAUAAGCUUAAUAUAAACGCACAUUAACUCACACACAUUCCACAAAACAAAUACCAAAGACCGAAAAUGUGCCAAAAAAACAGACAAAUGCACUUUGAAUAAAUAAAACCUGAAGACUUUUCCUCAAUUUACCUCCAGUUGUGCCUUAUUAGAAUGAACAUGCAUUUUACAUGCGUGAAGGACCAAACACAAACCUCUAUGCAACAAAACUGGAUGCUUUUUUGUUAUGUGAACAAUUACUGUGGUAUGAUGAAGUUUCAAUAAAUUUAAAUGAGAAGAAAAA